Messenger RNA from Chelmon rostratus (copperband butterflyfish), 9746 nucleotides. RefSeq names its product BAH domain and coiled-coil containing 1b (gene bahcc1b). The record is from RefSeq and is a predicted model, not a curated record. NCBI's taxonomy places the organism in Eukaryota, Metazoa, Chordata, Actinopteri, Chaetodontiformes, Chaetodontidae. The transcript has 28 exons. Bases 316 to 8646 code for a protein of 2776 amino acids. Gene Ontology annotation, molecular function: chromatin binding.
UACCUCAACUGACUGCACAGCACAGUCUGCAGCAGCAUAGGAUGUAAUCAAUCCCACAUGUUUCACCUCUGCGACUCGGGGAUUUUCACUUUGAAUAUUUUUCUACUUUUUCUUUCAUUAUACCCCACUCGCCAUGCAAUGGAUAUAACUUACCAGACAUGACGGGGACUCAGUUUCUACCCUGCAAAGCCAAAACUCCGCUCAAUGCGAGGGGAGCCCGAAGUUCAUAAAAGGGAUUAUUUGCAUCUGGGUGCCUGAGACCUUCGGUGCCUCCGGAUUUUACUUUGGAUUUGGGAUUUAUCGGGUCUCGCCGGGAUGGAAAGCCGAGAUUUCGCUCCUCCGCACCACCUCCUGACGGAGCGGAGCGCGUUGGUUCACAGCGCCGCGUCUCGGAUGGCGCCGGGCGGCCACGGCUCCGUGCAGCACCCCGCUCACUUCCAGCCGGGGAAAUACUACUCGUCCCACCUCUCCAUGGGUGCGCACUCAGGUGCUUCCUUCAUGGGUUCCUUCCUAGCCAGCAGUAUGGGGUCGCCACCCUCGCACCCUCCUCACCCCUCGGGACCUGCUGCCUCCCCCUCCUCCCCCUCCUACAGGGCUGGACCCCAUUCGAGGGCUUCCCCUAUCUGGUUCCCCCAUUCACAUGAAGGGUACCCCAGCUAUUCUGGAAGUCUCGCUUCUCCUUUUCUCCCCAUGAGUCCCCUGGAUCACCACAGCAACGGUCUCUAUGGACAGCACCGCUUCUAUGAAACUCAAAAAGAUCACUUCUACCUGAGAGGCCUUCCUCCUCAGCCCCCUCUGCUCUCCACCACUCACAGCCUUCCUCCGCUGUCCAGGACCGCCCCGGGACACCCACUUGGCUCUUGCAGCCGAGAUACGGACAGUGGGGGAGGAGGCGGGAAGAGCGCCAAGGAUGCGGGUGAGAAAGGGAUUUCAUCUGUGUCAAAAAUGAAGGAGCGAUCAAGCAGCAAGGAGCGGCACCAGGAGGGCAAAGACAAACAACAUCAGCUUCAUCAGCACCAUCCUCACCAGACGAACCCUGCCGCCGCUCCAUCCGGCCACCACCAACAAGCUUACCCCCACCCUCACCAUGCCCUCCUUCCUCACCUCACACCGCAGGGCAGGGAGGAGGACCACAGGCACUCUGUGGAGCGGCAUAAGGAGUACAGAGACAGUGACUCAGGCAGUCAGGAGACAAAGCAUAUGAGUGCUUGUAAACUGUCCAGUGGUUCGGUUGCAGAGACUGGCACUGGAGCAAAGGGGGGAGCACUGAGCAGCUGCAGUGGUGGUGGGGUGGGUAGACCUCCUUCUGGAGGUGGCAGGCGGUGCUCCAGGGAUGGACCCAUAAAUGGGGAGAUGAGGAUCAGCGAAUCCUCAGCCGCUUCCAAUGAAUGUAUGAGAAGAGGUGCGGCUGCAGUGACAGCCAUCUUGGCACCUCCAACCUCCCACUCUGUGGCCUCCUACUCCAUGCCUCCUCCUCCGCCUCCGCCGCCUCCUCCACAUGCCUUGCACAUGGGCUCCACAGUGGCAGGAGGGUGGCUGCACCAUGCACAUCACCAUCCUCAUCCUGAGUUUUACUGUCCCCCAGCGCCUCUUACACUAACGCCCUCCAAAGACCCGGCAUCCACCCCUGGAGGCCCUGGCAGGGAAGCGAAAGUCAUUGGCCCAACUUACGUGCCCUCGGUUGGGCCACUGGGAGACCUGGCAGCCACUGACUGUCGUGGAGCAGGAGGAGGUGGGAGAAAGGGAGAGGACAAGACUGUAGAAGGAUCUUAUGAAAGUUCCUCUCAUCACCUCAGCCGACUUAGUAGUUGCCAGAAGAAGGACAAAUCCCAGCCACACCAGCAGCAGCUGGGAUACGGCAAGGCUGACAAACCUCCUGACUGGAGCCACCAGGCGCAGCACUUCCACAAACCCAGCUCCAACAUGAGCUCUCAGCCUGAGCUGCGGUCAUGCAGCUUGGACACAUCUUCAUCCCUCAGAGAUGUAGAGGCUGUGGACGAAGUUUACCGUCCCUCACUCCCACUAGAUGCCCAGGCAACACACCCUGGUGCUGGACAUGGCAUACCCAAGACUGGCCCAGAGACCAGCACUCCUCCCUUCAGGGACUGCUCCCACUCUGGUCCUCAUCCUGAUGGGAGGGUGGCAUCAGGGGCUCACCGGGAGGGACAAAAGGUUGCAAGGAUACGGCAUCAGCAGCACAGCAGCCAUGGACCAAGUGCAGACGAGAGGGGAAGAGAUGGAGGUCAAACAGCACCUUCCUGGGGGGCGCGAGGGGGCUACCACGAAGACCAGAGAAAAGGCUCCCAUCAUGCAUCAGUUGGUAAUGGUGAGGUAAGAGGGCUCAGCACCAGAGCUCCAAACAGUGACCACAACCAGCCCCACUCUCAACCACCUCCACCUCUGUCCCGCUCCUCAUCGCUCACCAGUGAGGCUGAGGGCAGUGCCAUGAAGAACCUAAUGAAUUACAGCUCCCAGCAACCUUUGCUGCUGCCACAGCGGGGCCCCUUUGGAGGUUUGGGCUGCCUCAAGCAGGGUGGAGAGAGAUCAGAGAAGGGGGACAGAGGAGGAGCUAAGAGCAACACCCCCCUGCAGGACCCUCCCAAACAAUCGCUCCCGCCUCGCCGAGGCUCCACUAACGAGGGAGAGAGGAGUGACAGAGGUGGGAAGGAGGCGGGGGAGGCAGGUGAGGGGGAGGUGCGACAGCCUCCGGUGGGUAUUGCGGUUGCGGUAGCCAGACCCCCCCAUCGUUCCCCAGACAACACCCCUGGACACAGCAGACAGGGCAGGGUGCUGCCCAGCAUGAAAGGGGUGUCGCGCCCUGUGUAUCCGCUUGGUCGGGAAGCAGAGGAGAGGAAGAGGAUGACAGAUGAACAGAUUAGCCUUCAUCACCUGGACAGAGACAGAGAAAUGAUCAUCAGGGAAAACAAGGAUCGCGUGGAGUUCGCCAGGAUCCACCCUUCUAGUAGUUGCCAUGGUGACCUGACCUCUCACCUCUUGGUUCCCGGAGGGGCCAGCCAGUUGGGGACAGACCCCGCUGCUCACGCUCACCCGGCUCACCACCACUGGAUGCAAAGGACAGGAAGUCCCUCCCUCUGGAUGGGGCAUUCGUACAGUCUGAGCCACGUGGGAAUGAGCCCAGGCUUCCCCCCAGGUCUGCCCAGCCCUCUGCAGCCCGUCUUGGGGUCGCUCACCCAAGACCCUAACUCCCCGCUGGUGGUUCUUCCUACAGAACCCGGGCCUCAUCAUCACCUCGACGUUCUGGAGCAGUCAGGUCUGUGGCCCCCUGUGUAUGGAGGCAGAGGCCCUUCUUCUCACCUGCAGCACCACCCCGUCUACUCCCGCUCCUCAUUCCUACGGCAACAGGACCUGUACGCCCUGCAGCAUCAGCACCAGCAGCAGCAGCGAGCCAUGGAGCACAUGCAGCGCCACUCCUUAGGACAGAGAAAACACGAGGAGCAUGCUAUCACUAUAGAGGAUUCUCCUCAUGAAUCUUCCGCAUCCAGAACUCCCUCCUCUUCUUCUUCUUCAUCUUCGUCCACCACGUCCUCACACGUGGCCAAACCCUUCUCUCACACCCCUCCUCCACCCAAGACGCCCACGCCAUCUCCGGGGAUGUGUCCCAGCAGCCGACAGUCACCUUGCUACCACUCCCCGUCCAGGCGGCCGCACCCGCCGAACCCCCUGACCCCUGCGCCAAGCCCGGCUGCAGCGGCGCCCCGCUCGCCGGCACUCAGCCCUGCUCCUUCACACCUCUCUAAAGGGCUGGAAAGGGGCAGUGACAGAGGAGAGGGACAGCCACCCCAGGACUACCCACAAUCCCUGGAGCCAGACCUACCACCUGUUUACACCUAUCCUCCGAUCACCAUGGGUUACAAGGCCGGGCCCUCGCCUCCUGAAGCCCGACUGGCUGAACAAGCCACGCUGGAGGCCGAGCCAGCACAGCCCGACUCCAAGUCCCUCCCACGUCCGUGCCACGUCCAGCCUCUCGUCGAAGUGGAGGAGAGGAGGGACGUAGAGGCUGAGCGGGACUGUGAAGUGGUGGCUUCCCAGAGUGGAGUUGCAGAGGAAGAGAAGGAAGAAAGGAGGGUGGAAGCAAAAGGAUGCUCCGUCUCCGAGCCCGAGAGCGAGAUUUCUGGAUUGCCGCCAAGCCUGUCCCCAGCUCCGGUCCCAUAUUCAGCCUGCCUGGCCACAGCCACAGGCAAAGCCCUAAAACUAGAGCUCUCUCUGGGCUGCCCGGGCCAGAAGGCCGGCCUGGAGGAGCCCCAACUAUCCAAAGAGCAGGAGGAUGACAGUGAAUGUGGAAAAGAGGACACAGAGGAGGAUGAGCGAGAGAAAAUGGGGCCUGCACCAACAGAAUGUACUGUCUCUGUGCCUGUAGAGCCUGGAGAGGAGGAGGAGGUGGAGGAGGACAAAGAUGGAGAGAAUGUAGAGGUGGUUGAGGAUGAGGAGGAAGAGGAGAGGAGUGGGCUGAGUCCAGGUCAGAACCUGGUGGAAGUAACUUGUAACUCUCCUGCUCCUUGUCUGUCUUCUGAACCCACCCUCCCUCCCAUGGGGAGCGCAGCAGCUCAGCUCCAAGGGGCCUACAUGUGGAGCCUGGAGCUCCUGAUCGCCGCGGCUCUGUGCGCCACCAGAGAUGCCUUGUACCCACCGGUACCUGCUGCCCGGGCCCCAAGCCCACCACCCCACCACGGCAUGGAGAUACUGGGAGAACUUGCCGAGCUGGAGAUCCAGCAGAGGAGCAGGGAGAGCAAAGAGAAAGACGCUGAAGGUGAAGACAUGCUGACCUUUGACCUCCACAGUCUGGCGACGCUGGCGGCCGCCCGUGCACUGGAGAUGGGGGGAGGGGUUGCGGACGCAGGGGCGGGCCAGCAGUGUCCAAUCAGGAAGAGGCUCAACCUGCGCAGGAAGUGCAGCUGGACGCCUCGCCACGAGCCGGUGUGCCCAGUGAAGGGCUCCAUGGAGACGAUGGGAGGGGAGGAGCUGGCCAUGCGUGUCCAGCUGGCUGAGCUACAGCGCCGCUACAAAGAGAAACAGAGGGAACUGGCCAAGCUACAGAGGAAACACGACCACCAGAAAGAGGAGACGUCUCGUAGCCCUGCCCGCCGGGGGCCCGGCCGCCCCCGCAAACGCAAGUCCACCCCCGGCCAAGCUGCUGCAGAGAGCUCCAAAAGACUCAGGGCCGGGCUGAAUUUACUGGAGGAAAAAGCCAGGAAGAAAAUGUCCAAUCACGGCUUCAACAGCCUCAGCGCUGCACAGAUGAAAGCUCGCUGCAAGCACAGAGGUCGGCCCACCGCCCUGAGCUCCAGGCUGGCCAGGCGGGUGACCCAUCUGAAGCAGAAAGCUGCGGCCCAGCGUGGUGCACCGUCAGCAGGCAUGCUGCACUGCAGAGGGAGCCCGGAUGAGGAAGACACCUCCAAGAGUCACUGCAGACAAGGAAGAAAAGACCUGCAGCAGGACUGGGCAGCUGGUCAAACUGCAAAGAGGAAGAGGGGUCGAAAGCCCAAAGUGCUGAUGGGCGUCAACCCAAACAGACCUCACAACAAGGACGGCCGGGCCUCUGAGAAGCAGGACGUUAGGGAAGAGAAGAGUGACAGCGAGAGCUCGGAGCACGAGGAGGAGGAGGACGGCAGCUACGACAGUGAAGAUGGAGCCGGUGACAUCAAGAUUAGCUCAUCCUCUAAAGACGCUCCUGCAAACCCUGCCGGGAUUGUGCCUUUUUCAUCGCAGCCCUCCAAGCUGCAAGCAAACCAGAAAGCCAGGAGUAGGAGACCAGGGCCUCCUGGUAUGGGGAGCAUGCCCAGUGCAGAUCAGAGGAGAGCGCCCAGAAGGCCGACGCUUUCCAACUCGGAAAGGGGGCGUCGAGAUAACCAGGGGACUAAAAAAUCAUACCUGCCCAGCUGGGGUGUGUUGUCAGUGGGCUGCAGCUUUGGAGAUGGCCGGGGGAACCGCGGAGCUCUGGCAGAAGCAAACAGGGCCAGCAAGGAAGCCGUUAUAAGGAGCUCAGCAGGGCAAGACAUUCUGGGAAAGGCCAAGGGCCACGCAGUGAGCCGGCUACUGCAGAGCUUUGCUGCCGACGACGGCUUUCGGUUGGACGAGGAAAGCAGCUUCUCCGAGGGCGAGGAGGAGGAAGAGGAAGAGGAGGAGGCGAAGGAGAAAAUGUUGAUCCACCUCCCUCCCAACAUGCCUUGCAGAAUACCCGCCCUGCCAAACUGUGUGUUGAGUAAAGAGAUGUUGGUAGACGGGCUGAAGAUCCUGAUCUCCAAGGAGGACGAGCUGCUGUACGCUGCCUGCGUUCAAACGCUGGACCUGCCUGACAUAUUCAGCGUUGUCAUCGAGGGGGAACGAGGGAAUCGCCCCCGGAUCUACUCACUGGAACAGCUACUGCAGGAAGCUGUGUUGGACGUGCGGCCCCAGACCGAGGCCAUCCUGACUGCAGGGACGCGAGUGUGUGCCUACUGGAGCGAGCGCUCUCGAUGUCUUUACCCCGGAUACGUCCAUAGAGGAGGUCCAGGUGAGGAGGAGAAGGAGGGGAGCGUGAUGGUGGAGUUUGACGACGGGGACAGAGGAAGGAUCUCCCUCGCAAACAUCAGACUCCUGCCUCCAGGAUACCAAAUCCACUGUGCGGAACCCUCUCCAGCGCUUCUUAUCUCACCUGGUCGCCGCGGCCGGCGAAGCUCCGCCCAGGAGAAGAAAGACACACCCACAGAAAACACAGCCAAUGAGGACCCAGCGGGGAGGCCCCUAGAGAAAAGACCAGUCGGCAGACCGAAGAAAGUCCACUCAGUGCCUAAGACUGCUGGCACACCGACACCAGUAACAGACACUGCAACCAAAGGCAACGCUUCCUUGUUGAACUGGUCUGUGCCCAGGAAGAGACCGCCGGUUGACUUCUUCCUCUUCAACGGGACUUCCAGGAAGACCCAGAGGAGGAUACGAGAACGAGACUUGGGUUUCUUUCAUCGGCCCGCCUCCCACCCUCUCGCACCCCCACUGCCUAUCAAAGGCAUCUUCGGCUCCCCAUUUGAAGGUGACUCAUUCAGUAGCAUUGCCAAUGGCUACUCCACAUUUGGAAGCUCUUCUGCCGGGCGACCAGUAACCACAGUAGCUUCCAUGGGGCUCCGGGACUCCUCCUCCUCUGCGUGCUCUUCAGCUGUCGCCAUGGCAAUUGCAGCGGGAAGCAGGAAGCCAGUGAGCGAACGCGACAGGAAACAGUUCCUGGUGAAGCUUGACCAUGAAGGAGUGACCUCCCCUAAAACAAAGAACAGCAAGGCCCUGCUUCGACUAGGGGGGAGUGCCGGGAGAGGAGGAAAGAGCCUCGCCUCCACAGGAGCACCGCUGCGUUACAUCCACCCUGCCCUGCUGGUGAAGGAUGGCAAGAAGGGAGGAGGGGAAAGAGACGGCGCUGGGGCCCGUUCGGAGGUUAUUCUAAAGGGCGCUCCACCUCUGAGGAAGGAUCUGCUGUCAGCAGGACUUGGAGUCCAAGGUGGAGAAUACAGUCUGGACUACCCAAGUGACUGCCCUAGCUCUUACUCUGAGCUAGAUGAGGAUGACGAGGAUGAUGGUCAAGAUGCUGAAGCACGUCGAGGAGGCACGGUGGUCACAUCCCACCGCGGUGGUCGUUUCCUCUCUCGCCUCUCCGUCUGCUCCUCCUCAUCUUCCUCCUCUUCUUCCUCCUCCGGCUCCAUCUCCUCCUCAUCCCUCUGCUCCUCGGACAACGACUCCUCUUACUCCUCUGAUGAAGAGUCGUCCUCAGUGCUGCUGCGCCGUGCACUGCUCCAGCAGGACAAACACAAGCACAGGCAGAACAUGACCUCGGACCUCCUGAGCCCUGACCCCACCACUUCCAGCUCCUCCCCCUCCGCCUCGGCCCCGGCUCACGGCUACGUGGCUAAAGCCAGUAUGGCCGUCUCGGGGUCCAAGGCGAGGGCUGACAGAGCAGAAGACAGGAAGGAGUUCUUGUCAAAAGGAAGCAUGGUGGCUAACAGUAGCACAGCUAAGACCCAGCUGAAGAGGAAAGAAGGAAUUUCUAACAGCCACCAUCAGAGCCAAAGCAGUCCUGUGGGCCAGCAGCCAAAACCUCCCUCCAAGGACCCAACAGCAGCUAAGAGACAGAGGAUGUCUUCACCUGAGUCCCUGCCUAACAUGGCCCCCCUUCUGCCUGGACGCCAGCUCUGGAAAUGGUCUGGAAAUCCCACACAGAGGAGAGGUCUGAAGGGUAAAGCCCGCAAGCUUUUCUACAAGGCCAUCGUGCGGGGCAAGGAGACGGUGCGUGUCGGGGACUGUGCUGUGUUCCUGUCACCUGGCCGGCCCCAGCUGCCCUACGUGGGCAGAGUGGAGAGCCUCUGGGAGUCGUGGAGCUCCAGCAUGGUGGUCAGGGUCAAGUGGUUCUACCACCCGGAGGAGACUCGCCUGGGGAAGCGACACCGCGAUGGCAAGAACGCUUUGUAUCAGUCGAGCCACGAGGACGAGAACGACGUGCAGACCAUCUCCCACCGCUGCCAGGUGCUCAGCAAGGCUGAGUAUGAUCACCUGAUGCGUGAACGUAAACCCGGCAAUGCGGUGAACGACCUCUUCUACCUGGCCGGAACCUACGAACCAACCACGGGCCAGCUGAUCGGCGCGGACGGCAUGGCCAUUGUGUCCUAGCACCACCAGCUAGAGAGAAAUCCAAAUAUUGAGCUGAAGUCUGGAGUUGACUGCUUCCAGGAUGGUCCUUCAGAACAGAGCAGGGGACAGAGGGAAACCAAGACAAAGAGUUUUUCGGCUCUGCGUAUUGGUCCGUCCCUUAUAAGAGAAGGAGCUAGCCCACUGGAUAAAGCCCGACAGUACUGGCACUUAGAGGAGUCUGGUUUGUUCUGGGAAAAGUCUGAUCCAUGUCAGAUUUAACCUCUUUAUCACAUGUGGACUUAGGCUCCUUGUUGCAGCGAGAGUCUACAGCCUUCCCUGUGGCUGAAAUAACAAAGUAUCUCGUCACUGCGACAACAUUACUGCAACAAAAGAGCAGGAACCAAGGACAUGAGCACUUUGGAGUACAUUAGCUUGGAUAUACUGAGGAGGAAGGGUGGUAGACUUGGCUCUCUGAAACAAAGACUGACUCAGAGAGCAGGAGAGACUGUACGGGAAGGAGAGACUUACUGUAAACCGCAUUGGUUUUGCAGGGUUUUAAUGGUCUUAUACUGGUAGUUUGACGAUGACAACGUGAUUGGGAGAUCCCCCAACAGGACCAAAAAACACUGUAGUUUGGAAUCGUGUGUGUAAAUGCGUGCAUGUGUGUGUGUUUGCAGAGUGGCUGCGAUGACCCUGUUAGGCAUUUAAUGAGCUCUAAGUAAACAGUGCUUCAGCGUGCGCGUGUGUUUGUGCGGUAUGUGCACGUGUACACCUGCGCUCAUCAAGCGAAGAUGCCGACAUGACGCGCCGUCGGUAUGUCUCUAACUCUCUGAAUAUUAAUCUGUCCAGUGCUUAACGUGCAGAAACAUGAAACGAUUUCUUCUCCUGUCAAGCCAUACACGUCAAUACCUCUCUCUCGUAUCCUCCUAUUCAGGUGCGCAGACACAUGUACAGGUGGUUGGAUUGUUUAUUCGAGCGAUGCGUGCAUGCUGGUGUGCGUGUGCAUGGGCGUGCGUGUGCGCUUUGUACAGCAUUAUGUAUAAUACAACAUGUUGUAAAUAGUAUACAUAUAUAUUUGUUCUUGUUUUGUUUUUGUUUUUGUUUUCUUUUGCAGAGAUUAUUUUAUUUAGGAUUUUUUA